AUGCCUAAGCCGAUUAAGAUGGAGGAAAUUCAAUCUACGAAGCAUAUAUUCCUUAAGGAAUCACGAAGCCUGGACCAGAUGCUACUCAUGAACACCGUUCAAAUUUUAUCAGGUGGACGAUUAUGCCCUUUUGUUAAUACCAUUGACACCAAAUUCAAAAGAGUUGCAAUUAAGAUACGAGAGUUAGCUUCAGAGGAGUUGGAAAUAUGGAUCCGGUGGAUUUGGAAAAUGCUAAGACACGGGAUGAAAGGAAGAAUAUCGAGUAUAUUUGAAGUAGACUCAAUUUCACACUUCCUUCAAAUAAGACUAAAUUUGAAGUGGAUAUUGAUGGGUUUGAGGAAAAGCCAUGGAGACUUUAAGAUAUUGAUUUAUCCUACUUUUCCAACUUUGCCAUCAGGAGAAAAAGACGAGCUUUCUGCAUUAGGUAUCAAUCAAACGAGAUAA
Lactuca virosa is the source of this 444-nucleotide messenger RNA. The record is from the annotation of a GenBank genome assembly. Lineage: Eukaryota; Viridiplantae; Streptophyta; Magnoliopsida; Asterales; Asteraceae.